Messenger RNA from Pistacia vera, 1499 nucleotides. RefSeq names its product RGG repeats nuclear RNA binding protein A-like. Gene Ontology annotation, cellular component: cytoplasm; nucleus. Lineage: Eukaryota; Viridiplantae; Streptophyta; Magnoliopsida; Sapindales; Anacardiaceae. Gene Ontology annotation, molecular function: RNA binding. The transcript has 7 exons. The coding region runs from base 229 to 1338 and encodes 369 amino acids. The record is from RefSeq and is a predicted model, not a curated record.
CUCUCUACUCUUGUUGCGGCUAGGGUUUCUCUCUCACUUUCUUUCUUCAUUCAGUUCUUCUAACACUUUUAGUUUUGCUUUUUACAGAUCUAUACAUACACACUAAUAAAACAUAUCCAUGGAUGAGGUGUUGAUAAGCUAGGGUUAGGUGGUCGCCUUUUUUGAGUGGGGGAUUCUUUCGAAGUUGGGAUUUCUUUGUGUGGUUUAUUGAGUUAUUAUAUUUAAGAAAUGGCGACCAUGAACCCGUUUGAUUUGUUGGGUGAUGAUGAUACUGACGAUCUAUCGCAACUGAUUGCUGCACAACAGAAAGUCGUUGCUACGAAGAAAGCGCCGACUCAGCCGACAGCUCAAACCAAGCAACAGCCCUUGGCUCAGCCUAAGGCGGCUAAGCUUCCUUCCAAGCCUCUCCCUCCUACUCAGGCUGUGAGAGAAGCGAAGAGUGAAACUGGUCGUGGAGGAGGCCGUGGAGGUGGACGUGGUUAUGGGCGUGGUCGUGGCAGCAGUGGAGGUGGAUAUAGGCGUGAUUCUACCAAUGAUGAGAACUCAUUCGGCACCAGUGGGGUCCCUGGUGGUCAAGGUGCUCUAGAAGAUGGAGAGGCUGGGAAGAACUCUGAAAGGCGUGGCUAUGGUGCACCUCGUGGUCCUUAUCGUGGUGGACGUCGUGGCGGUUUUAGUAAUGGCGAAGUUGGUGAUGAGGAACGCUCUCGUAGGACAUUUGAGCGCCGCAGUGGCACUGGGCGUGGAAGUGAAAUCAAACGUGAGGGGUCUGGCCGUGGGAACUGGGGAUCCCAAACUGAUGACAUCUCACAGGUGAAUGAGGAAGUUAUCAAUGAAAGUGAGAAGAAUUUGGGUGACGAGAAGCCCGCUGGAGAGGAAGAUGUGGCCGAUGGCAACAAGGACAACCCUGCUAAUGAAACUGAACAGAAAGAACCUGAGGAGAAGGAGAUGACUCUUGAGGAGUAUGAGAAGGUCCUGGAAGAGAAGAGGAAAGCCCUGCUGGCCCUUAAGACCAAAGAAAGAAAGGUUGACGCUAAGGAGUUUGCGUCAAUGCAACCACUCUUCAAUAAGAAAGGCAAUGAUGAUGUCUUUAUUAAAUUGGGUUCUGAAAAGGAUAAGCGGAAGGAGGCUGCUGAGAAGGAGGAGAAGGCGAAAAAGUCUGUCAGCAUCAAUGAGUUUUUGAAGCCCACUGAAGGGGAGAGGUAUUACAACCCCGGUGGUCGUGGUCGCGGACGUGGCCGUGGUUCAAGAGGAGGGUAUGGCGGGGGCAGUGCAAUGAGUAGUGUGUCAGCCCCUUCCAUUGAGGACCCUGGUCAGUUCCCAACCUUGGGGGCUAAGUGAGAUUGUCUAGAACCCCAUUUAAAUCUCUGUUGGUUUUUCAAAUUUUGGGUUCUUUCCUUAUAAUCAUGGUCAGGAAAUUGACUUGAAUAAUGUGGUUUCCUGUAUCAGAAGAGAUCUUUUUAAUUUUAUGCUUUAAAAUGUAUAUUUUAGGCGUUUCUUCA